Messenger RNA from Cornus florida, 2498 nucleotides. RefSeq lists its product as uncharacterized. The record is from RefSeq and is a predicted model, not a curated record. Lineage: Eukaryota; Viridiplantae; Streptophyta; Magnoliopsida; Cornales; Cornaceae. Bases 85 to 846 code for a protein of 253 amino acids. Gene Ontology annotation, molecular function: protein binding. The transcript has 7 exons.
GCCAGAGUAGUGUUGAGAGAGGGGGGGAGUGUUUAGAGUGUAUAUACACCACACCUACGUACAUACAUAAAUAUAGAGAGAAAGAUGAAGGAUGCUCUGAGCUUUCUCGCUUGUACUUAUGCGUCUUCAAUCCCAUUUCUGAAUUCCGUCUUUGUUUCCCAUUCCAAAACUGUCCCUAAUUUUGGUCGAAUUAAGGCAGAGAUAGAAAUUAGGGUUUGUCUGAACCGUGCAUGCCGGAGACAAGGCUCCAUGGAAACCCUCCAAACUCUCUCGGGCAUUGCCCCGCCGGAUGUCUCAGUCAGAUCCUGCGGUUGUUUGGGUCGGUGCGGUGGUGGCCCGAACCUCGUUGUUCUGCCUGGCGCCGUAUACGUCGGUCACUGCGGGACCUCGGCUCGUGCCGCUCAUACUAUGAUGGAUAUAUGCGGCGGCGAUUCCGAUUCUUGGAGGAAAAGUCUUGAAGCACUUGCAUUGAGGAAAAGAGCUGAAGAUGAGAUGGACAAGGGUAAUUUCCCUCAGGCUGAUCUUUUACUCUCAGAGGCUAUAGAUCUUAAUCCAUUUGGAGGUAUCCAUAUUUUAUAUAAAGAAAGGUCUGCUGCAAAAUUGGCAAUGGGCAACAUGGAUGAGGCUCUUGAAGAUGCUAAAGAAGCUUUGGCUCUAGCUCCUAAAUAUCCUGAGGCUUAUAUUUGCCAAGGUGAUGCAUUUAUGGCUAUGGACCAAUUUGAUGAAGUGGAGAAGUCCUAUUCGAUGGCUAUAGACUUGGAUCCUUCAAUACGUCGGACCAAAUCAUUCAAGGCUCGAAUUGCAAGGUUUCAAGAGAAGCUUGCCGCUGCGGGUUUAAUUUCUUGAAGUUAUAUGAAUCAGUCAUUAUAAUGAACACAACAGUUGCUUCUACUGUUUUCAGUAUCUCUGAUUCAACGUUUGCACGAAAUUAGGCUGCCUCUGCUAAAAUCAAAUGCCAAUUGGAUAUUGCUAGGCUUGUGCACACACUAUUGAUGGCUAUUUGAUUAGCGAAAGAUUCUUCCUGAACUCAUCAAGGGUAUCAUCAAAUGAGUGUUCCGGUUGAUCAAACUGGUGAUGAGCGUCCAUCUUUAUCCCAACUAUGCAGUUGUGGCUCCUCUCACAUCAGGCUUAUUGUGGGAAGCAAUGAGAGAACAAGGUAAGAAUAUCAUAUCAAGUAGCAUCAAUCUCUCAGAAGCGGUUUUUCUUCAUAUUCGGUUGCUGAUGAUGUAAUAAAAAAUGUUUAAAUUAAUGCCCUCAACAGCAUCAUUGUUGAGGGUAGAAGGUUCACAGUGUAGUACCGAUACUGUGAUUUGGUAGUCAUGCAAAUAAUACUAGAUAUAUGUUAUUGGUGUUUCAGUUCAACACAUUAAAUCUGAAAUAGCAAUGGCAAGCAUUGUGUAGUUUAGCCAUCCCCAUAGCUUUGUUAUAUACAUAAUGCUGGCUCUCUGUUCAGCAAGCUUUCAUUUGUAUUCGUUUGCCUAAAUGAUUAGAUAUGAUUGGAUCUUUCUUUUAUGGACAAAGCUUAUGUAAAUUUAAUCUUAUACACAUCAUAUGUAUCUUGGUUUUGUAAGCACCAUAUGCAUUUCUUUCUACUUUGAGCAUUUUGCAUUAAGCGUAUAGUAUAGUGCAGAAACACGCCUACAGCAUAGGGGUCACAAUGAUGGUUUUUGGGGGUAGGGAUGGCGUUGCUAUGUAAAAGAGUGAUUCCAUUUUUUCAAUGAAAGCUAUUGGUCUACCAAAAGCUUAUAGCUUAGCUCAACUAAGAAUCGGUAGGAAGUAUUUGGGCCAUCCAUGAAACCGAAAUUACUCUGCUUUGUUUACUACAAAACACGAUGGAAUAAGUACAUUGUUGGGAAGGAAGGAAUCAUCACAAAGAAAUUGGGAUUAUAAUAAAAUGAUGUAUUUUCUUGGCAGACUCAUUUCAAAUAAUAAGAAGAGCAAAAUACAUGGUGCAAAUGGUGUACAACUUUUCAUUUUUUUCACAUUGGAAUACGCAUGGUAUGGUCUCUUUCAAACUGCAAACCAAACUAAGCUUCAUAAAAGGAAUGCAUUCAAAUCCAGGUGGAGUGACUAAAUUGUAGUUCCAAGUUUAUAAUAAUAAAGCCGUUUCAAAUGAUUUCAGCCUUAUGUGACAAAAAAAAUUGUCACAAAAUCUCUGUUUUGCUCAAGUUUUCAGGAGUGCAAGUGCACAACUCAUAACACCCACAAUUUCAAUGUUUUCCACGGCAGCCAAAAAAUAAAUAAUAAAAAGAAAAUAAAUAAAAUUACAGAAACUCAAAAAUGUUAUAUAUAAUCAUUUAGAAGAAGAGCGUGCUCGCAAAGAAUUCAAAUCAGACAUUCAAAGACAAUUGCAACUGAAAAUAAUAAACUCAAAUAAAUAAGUACGUACAGGGUAUGACAGAAUCGCCAUCAAUUUUUUCCAAAUACAUUAUUACAAGACCCACAAAGGUUAUAUAUAAUCAGAGACGUGAAAAAGCUAACCUUUUUUUUUUUUUUUG